This is a messenger RNA of Pseudomyrmex gracilis, 843 nucleotides long. It is a transcript of the gene Coq7, whose product is annotated as 5-demethoxyubiquinone hydroxylase, mitochondrial. Gene Ontology annotation, biological process: regulation of gene expression; regulation of reactive oxygen species metabolic process; ubiquinone biosynthetic process. The record is from RefSeq and is a predicted model, not a curated record. The transcript is spliced from 3 exons. Gene Ontology annotation, molecular function: 3-demethoxyubiquinol 3-hydroxylase activity. Gene Ontology annotation, cellular component: nucleus; mitochondrial inner membrane. The coding region runs from base 192 to 770 and encodes 192 amino acids. Lineage: Eukaryota; Metazoa; Arthropoda; Insecta; Hymenoptera; Formicidae.
CCGUUCGCGGCUCGACUGAUAUAAAUGUCGGAGACAGACAUAACCUGUAAUGCUUCUUAAACUAAAAACUUGAUAAAGAAAUCUCAAUGUUGUUCAGGUAGAAGAUUCUUCAACCGAAAGAUAAAAGACCAGAACAAAAACAACUUGGAAAAAUUGCAGCAGUUUCUUCGUUGUUUCUGACGAUUUGAAAGAUGCUACAGAUCAAAGUAUUGGGAGUACGAUUAGCCAGCACAUCAGCAGCUACAAAUGCAUGUGGAAAAGUGUUGGAUUCGAUAAUAAGAGUCGAUCAUGCUGGAGAGUUGGGGGCUGAUAGAAUCUAUGCCGGACAAAUGGCUGUGCUAGGCAAAACACCAGUCGGACCGACUAUACAAUGUAUGUGGGAUCAAGAAAAACGACAUCGCGCCAAAUUUGAAGAGUUCAUUUGCAAGUAUCGCGUCAGACCAACCGUUCUCAUCCCUUUGUGGAACGUUGUUGGCUUCGCUCUAGGCGCCGGUACUGCCUUUAUGGGCGAGAAAGCGGCCAUGGCGUGCACCGUAGCUGUAGAGACCGUGAUUGUCGAGCACUAUAACGACCAGCUGCGCAUGUUGAUGGAAAACGAAAAUGUAGACGAUGAGAUACUUGAAACUAUCAAAAAGUUUCGCGAUGAGGAACAAGAACAUUACGAUACAGGCAUUGAUCACGGCGCCGAACAAGCGCCGUUUUACCAGGCUCUAACGAACGUAAUCAAAUUUGGCUGUAAGACGGCUAUAUCUAUUUCUAAGGUGAUAUGAUUGCCUAUGAUUGAAAGUCGUAGCUUAUAAAAAUAUUAAAAAAUCGCGUAAGUUAUGUAUAGAAAAAUGUAGA